CUGAUUACAGUAGUUGUAGAUGGCAAUCACCUGAUCAAGCAUACUGUUGUGAUCUCUUGAAGAUAAUCACUAAAAAUAUAUCUUCCUUAAUCUCCUUUGCUGGAUAAGAGAAAAAGAGAAGGAUUGGAAAGGGCAGUGUGCCGUGGGUAGUGGACCGACUGCAUGCACUACAGGUUGCUUUCCCUACCUUCUUCUGAAUAGAAAUGCCUUCUUUCCCCAUCUUAAACAGCUUUGGGAAGCUGUGUGGAUCAGGUGAAGAACUGGUGCUGGAAAAAGUGAAAUUUCGAAAUUCAGUCAGAAGGAUGUCAGUAAUUGAGGAUGGGAAUAUUGCAGAGGUCUUGUAUCUCAUUCCUAAGCAGAGCUUGCUGAAGCAACUGCCCUACUUGAAUCCAGAUGACUAUUACUUGUGUGAGCAGUUAUUUGACACUCCUGAGGAUCUGGUGGCCCAUCCUCAGGAGCCUCACCACCCCUCUGAAAAGCCAGUCAUCCACUGCCAUAAAUGUGGGGAGCCAUGUAAAGGUGAAGUACUCCGUGUUCAGGCCAGACACUUCCACAUCAAAUGCUUCACCUGCAAAGUGUGUGGGUGUGACUUGGCACAGGGAGGGUUUUUCAUCAAGAACGGGGAAUACCUUUGCACCUUGGAUUACCAGCGCAUGUACGGCACCCGCUGCAAUGGCUGUGGAGAGUUCGUGGAAGGAGAAGUAGUGACAGCUCUGGGAAAAACUUACCAUCCAAGCUGCUUUGCCUGUACUGUUUGCAAGCGUCCAUUUCCACCAGGCGAUCGCGUUACCUUUAAUGGAAGGGACUGUCUCUGUCAGAUGUGUGCUCAGCCCAUGGCCUCCAGUCCAAGAGAACUGUCUGCCUCAAGCAAUUGUGCUGGCUGUGGAAGAGACAUAAAAAAUGGGCAAGCAUUGCUAGCUCUGGAUAAGCAGUGGCACCUGGGGUGCUUUAAGUGCAAGGCCUGUGGGAAGGUCCUAACCGGGGAAUACAUCAGCAAAGAUGGUGCUCCUUAUUGUGAAAAGGACUACCAAGUGCUUUUUGGAGUCAAGUGUGAAGCAUGUCACCAGUUCAUUACUGGGAAAGUCUUAGAGGCAGGUGACAAGCAUUAUCAUCCAAGCUGUGCACGAUGCAGCAGGUGCAACCAAAUGUUCACAGAAGGAGAAGAAAUGUAUCUGCAAGGUUCCACUGUCUGGCAUCCCGACUGUAAGCAAUCCACUAAGACAGAAGAUAAGCUCCGGCAUUCCUCAUCUGAGUUCUUUUAUCCAAAGAGUCUGGUUCUGCGCAGGCCACGCUCUGCAGAGCCUACAAGAACGUCAUCAGAAAGCAUUUAUUCCAGACCAGGUUCCAGUAUACCUGGCUCUCCAGGCCACACUAUCUAUGCAAAAGUAGACAAUGAAAUCCUUGAUUACAAGGAUUUAGCAGCCAUUCCCAAAGUCAAGGCUAUUUAUGACAUUGAACGUCCAGACCUAAUUACUUAUGAGCCAUUCUACACUUCCGCCUACGAGGACAGACAGGAGAGACAGAGUCUUGGAGAGUCUCCAAGGACAUUAUCACCUACCCCUUCUGCAGAAGGUUACCAGGAUGUCCGGGAUCGCAUGAUUCACAGGUCUACUAGUCAGGGCUCCAUCAAUUCUCCAGUGUACAGUCGUCACAGCUACACACCCACCAUGUCACGCUCCCCUCAGCAUUUCCACAGACCUGGCAAUGAGCCGUCCAGCGGUCGGAACUCCCCUGUCCCCUAUCGGCCUGACAGUCGCCCUCUCACUCCAACUUACGCUCAGGCCCCUAAACAUUUCCAUGUUCCAGAUCAAGGUGUCAACAUUUACAGGAAACCGCCCAUCUACAAACAGCACGAUGCAGCUGCUUUGGCAGCACAGAGCAAGUCCUCCGAGGAUAUCAUCAAGUCCUCCAAGUUCCCAGCAGCUCAUGCACCAGCACCCAACGAGAUACCAAAGAUUGAGACGGACCACUGGCCAGGUCCUCCCUCCCUUGCUGCCAUAGGAGCUGACAUGAGACGCAGAUCAAGUGGAAGAGAGGAAGAUGAUGAGGAGCUACAGAGGCGCCGGCAGCUGCAGGAAGAGCAGCUCAUGAAGCUGAACUCUGGUCUGGGACAGUUAAUAUUGAAAGAAGAGAUGGAAAAGGAGAGUCGCGGUAGGUCAGCCCUUUCUGCCAGUCGUUACGAUUCUCCAGCACAUGCUUCAGCCUCCAAAACCUCUUCGCUCCCUGGGUAUGGAAAAAAUGGACUUCACAGGCCGGUGUCUACAGAUUUUGGUCAGUACAACAGUUAUGGGGAUGUGAGUGGUGCUGUUAGAGAUUUCCAGUCCCUCCCGGAUGGUCAUGUCCCUGGAAUGAGAAUGGACAGAGGAGUAUCUAUGCCUAACAUGUUGGAGCCAAAGAUUUUUCCAUAUGAAAUACUCAUGGUGACCAACAGAGGGCGAAAUAAAAUACUAAAAGAUGUAGACAGAACCAGGCUUGAGCGUCAUUUAGCGCCUGAAGUUUUUCAAGAAAUAUUUGGCAUGACGAUACAGGAGUUUGACAAGUUACCUCUCUGGAGACGCAACGACAUGAAGAAAAAAGCAAAACUCUUUUAAUCUCCCUUUAAACAAACCAACAAAAAAUGAUGCAUAGGAUGCUGUAUCAUACAGUCCACACUGUUUGGAAGCAACUACUUAUCCACCAAAAAGGGAAAAUCACAUAGUGGCACCUCUGUACACAGCAACUGAACAAGAUGAACAUUUGCCCUCCUGGAACACAGAGAGAAAAAAUCUGGGCUCAGAAACAACGAUAGUUUUCAGGGGUGUUGACCUGUUACAUGAUAUGAUACAAGAUAGAAAACUGUUCUGUUCUUCUCCCUCAAUGAUACUCCCUUUACUUCUCUCCACAAUAUGAUGGACGUUAUUGCUAGAGCCAGGAAGUGCCCUUAGGAUGCCUUGUAGACUAAAGUAGUUGUAACCACUCCAAGAACUGGAAAUGAAAAUAUACAUAUAUAAAUAUAUAUAUAUGUAUGCGUGUUUGCCCGUGUGCACACCUGUAUUUAUAUCUAUCCAUCUAUCUCUGUGUGUGCGUGUAUGUGUGUGUAUAUAUGUGUGUAUAUACGGAGAGGAAGAUAGAUAGGUGCUCUGUAGUGAAGGAGAAGCCCCUUAUAACUUAUCCACAUGGUCACAUAAGUCUUUCACCCAGCUGUUUCUUGGCACUCUUUUGCAAUGGCAUCUUCUUCAUGUGAAACAACCUGCAACGGUGGGCGCUCAGCUCACUUACAGUACGUACCAGUUGGAUUGCUGGAAAAUGGAUUCCUUGUAUAUAUUUGCUAGGAUAUAAGAAGUGAAUUGCUGUGUGUGUUGUCAGUCUUCCCUUUUCCACACUUUCUGCUUGAAUUAAUAAGGCUGGAGAGUAACCAGUCCUUUGAAUAAUUUAAGAUCACUUAAGUAACGGGAAUGAUGGAGAAGAGUCAGUUUUCUUGUAAUUUACUCCAGGAGAUGGGUGGGUGGGGGUGGGAGUGGGAGUGACAGAGUGAGAAAAUGCUUUUUUAAGUGUGCCCUGGUUUGCACCCAGAGAUUUUGGGACAAACUCCCUGCUAGUGAUUACUGGUACAGCUCAUCAGACUGCAGUGGAGUUGUAGGAUUUUACAUUGACAGGGAAGGUUCUCUGCAAGCUAACAUGCAAAUUCAUCCCUCUUAGGGAGGGAUGUUUGUGAAUUAAAAGGUACCAUCGAGGUGCCGCGCUCUGCCAAUAGAGGCUUUUUGAUUAAACUGCAGUUGCUGUUGUCGAUAUGGCACAGUGCAUGGGGCCAAGCACUCUUUUUAGUUAAUGUAGUUUUUCACUUGUGCUUGGAAAAGAGGGCACAGACUUUUUUUUUCCUCUCUUGAAGCAUCAAAGCUCCAGCCUUGGUUAUUUUUAUUUCCCUUUGUGCCUGACUUGGUUUUUGAAGACAGAGUAAUCAUGCAAGACAGUUUCUGAGCUGCAUUGAACUCCUUAUUGCUUUCAGUCUUCUUCCAGUAUGCUGCAGCUUAAAAAACUGCCUGUAUAUACCUUAACUGCUUCUGGGCAAGUCCUAUACAUAGGAGGACAUGAGCACCAAAAUAAUUGAAUGAGUGCAUUGUGGCUGCCAGGUCAGCUUUUUCUCUUCUGUGGUGCUUAACUGCCAAUGCAUACUGCACUAAUGAGCCUGUCUCCUGAUACGGGAGGGGGUCGUUUAGGUUCUGUGUCCGUCAAAGAAUAUCAAGGUUUCCUUUUUAAUGCAGAAACUUCAGGCACUGGAGACAUCAGAACCUUUGUAUUUUCUGUUCUGUGAGACAUUGGUGUUCAAAUCCGGAAGUUAGGAAGGGGAAACAGUCCCAUGUAGUUGUGAGAUUCAGUAUCACUGUGUUGAGUUCUCUAUAUCACCAAAUGACAUUUCACCAUGAACUGUGCAGGGCAACCCAAAUCCUGCCUCUUCUUUGCUGGUUUAGGAAGUCCCGAUGCAACAGAUCACUGUGGUUCCUUUGAUAAAGUCUGAGAUGGAGAUUCAGUAUAUGAGAGACAGAGACCAGGGAUCACCACCUGCUCCAUGUCCCUGUAGCUGAGGGAAUGGUGAGUCUAUGGGACAAGCUGGAGAACAUCCUACCAUGGAGAUCCAGCACCACAGUCUCCACUGAACAGAAGUCCGCAGUGAACACUGUGACACACACACUUGUGAGUGAGUGAGCUCUCUGGCUAGUACUGAGAUUGCAGCAAGAAUCGAUGUAACAUGUUUUAACUUUAUUUUUCAGAACAUGCAUCUGAAAGCUUUUUAGAGGAGCACUGAGAGGUGCUAGUCAGGGGCACUGGCAGAUGCAUUUUUGAGUGACUGCUGAAACCAAAUCCAUAUGAUUGCAGAACAGCAGUGUUUUACAGUCAGGGAAUUUGUGAAUGGUGGGGUCUCAGAAAUUCGGUGUGUUACCUGCAAGGUGUGGCUUAAUUUUGAGAUGAGCAUGUGAGUUUUAAUGCAUUUAAAUUAUUAAAAUUCUCCAAAUUUUGUUCAGCCCACAUCCUGUGGACAAUGUGUGCUGCUGCCUCUCAAACUGUUAGGCAUUACGGGUCUUUUAGUCCAAGUCACCUUGACAAUACACCUUUUAGAUCUGAAAAUUUGGUCUCUCAAGGAUGUGAGCUGCCAGUCUGCAUUUUUCUGUCCCCAUCUCUAGAUUACUAUUGAACUUCUCACAACAUAUAUGAAUAGACUACCCAGUCAUUUCAGAAAUGACUAAGCAAUGUUGUUUCCUCACCUCUGCAUCCUAUGCAAAAAAAAAAAAAAAAAAAGGUUGGGAAGAAAAGAGAACUUAAGCCUCCUAGACUGUGAAGAAUGACAUGGUAAUUUGUAACUGCCUCAUCAACUGAGAAUUUAGAACUGUAAUUGAAGCUUGGGAAGGAAUGAAGAGAAGCCAGCUUAGAUGCUGCUGAAACAAUUCAUCUCUAGCUGGAUUUUUUUGGCCACUGCUGGUUCACAUCUCACUGGUGUGGAGCAGUCAGUCAGUUCACAGCCCUCUGCACUAGACUUAAUAUUGCUUUAUUUCUGAUUAAGAACAUGAAGGGUUUUCUGAGCUUCAGUUUCAUGCCUGUAGUUACUUCCCAGCCAUCCACAUGUAGACACACCCCAAGCGAUUUUUGUCUGUCCACAAAACCCACACUGCAGCCAGACAUGGGGGGGUGUUUUCUGCAGUGGGCUCUUAGUGAUUGUCACUGCAACAUUUUCUGUUCUUUCAUCUGGUCUUCCCACCUAAUAAAAAUGAAAUGUAGCCCCAGGGAGAAUUUUCUUUGUAAGCAAUUAAUCACUCUCCUAGUAUCAAUCGAGUAGCAGUUCUUUGUAAUUCCUCUCUUUGAUUUUCUCUUGAGAUAUGUCAAGAGUUGGACUAGAUGAUCUUUAAAGGUCCCUUCCAACCCAAACCAUUCUAUGAGUCUAUGAGUAUGCCUUAAGUACAUGCUUAUAUUCUUCUAUCUCCUGCAAAGCGUUUGAGCUUCUGAUUAAGUCCCAUCCCAUCAGUGCUGUCAACAGAAUGUCAUUACCAAGAGGACUGAAAACUGAUUGCUUUUGUCUUCUUUUUUCUGCUUUAGGAGUGAUGUAACAGCAAAGACCAGUCAAAGCAUUGCAAAAUAACCACGUGUACAAAAUGGAAUUAUGUAUACAUGCAGGUUCUCAAACACAGGUGCACAUGUAACACACACACUCCCCAUUUGGAGUUCAUUAAAUGUGGUUUGUGAUGUGUUGUGGCCAUGGCUGCAGUGUGCUGUGAAAGGUUAGGCUUGGAGAACAGUGAACUACUACACUGAAAUUUUGCUACACUGAAAUUAGACACAUUUUGAAGUGAAAUCCUUUUCCACAAGCCCUGUGUUUCCUGGUAGGGUAAUAGCAAUGGACAGAGAAGGGUAAAGGUCUGAGAAGGAGGGCUGGCAUAAGCCAGGGUUUAGCAGGGUGAUGUUUAGCAGGAUUAGAGGAAGACACUGGUAUGAGCCUGUAGUACCUGUUUCAAACUGUGGGGAAGUCAGGUUUGGAGUUCACAGCAUAUGAGCGUCUAUGCUGAAAUUAAUGAUAUGAAGCUGUUAGAACAAACAACAGAAAAAUUAGGCCCCAGAAUGGUAAAAAUAAGAACAUCCUCUGAACUCAUCAUGGAAUUACUUAUCUUGGCUCAUCCUGAUUUAGGAGGAGAUCUUGGCAUAUUUGGACCAUAGCCUCCUAGAGUAGACCAAAUGGAAACCACCCUUUUUCUCACUCCAUGAUUCAUUGCUUUCCUUUGGAAUGUGUUUGUGCAGGAGAAUGUCCACAUCCUGAAAGUUACCUACAGCAGUGAAGAAUACUCAGUGAUAAUGAUGAUGCAAUAAAACACUUGCAGGAAACAAGAAUAUUGACUAAUCUGUCCCCAAAUGCCACUCAUUUUUCCAUGCCAGAGAGACACUUAGGGCUUGAAUCCACAGCUGCCUUCCCCAUUCAGUUAAACCCCAGGUCAUGGUCCAGUUCGUGCCCUGUCAAACUCUUUGGCCUUGUCAACACACCUGCUAGAGUUCAGCAUAGUCUUCAGGGUAGAUGCAUAGAAAGGGCUGGUCUUGACAAUAUGUGGUAUGUUUUCACCCCAUUGCUGUGUAAUGAAGAGCUAGAGAGAGCUCCUGAGCACUGAGUGUGACAGCAGCACAAUGCGCCUUUCUCCUUUAAUGUAGAAACACCCUUAUUACUGUGGGCUGCAGCAUUGCUCUGGCUGGUGAGUUUUGCCUUGUGGUUUCUCCCACGCACCUUUUUUUGUGCUUAAUAAAAUAAGAAACAAACAAAAAAAAAAUCUAUCACAUUUUUCAGUCAGACGACUCUGCUGGUAGGAGCUAUGUGAUGCCCGUGUUUGGCAGGAGUAUUAUUAAUUUUAAUGUGAGCAUCAGUGCAGGAAGUGGGAAUGUAAUUGGCCAUUAAUGUUGUUUGCCUGUAUGCAAAAUAAAUUAUUUGUAGCCCAGAGGGCUUCUAACAGGGAAAUAGAUUUCUGCUAAUGAUUUGCUCAGAAAUGCUUGUCUGUGUGAAGAGGUAAUACUUCCAUGUGCACUGUGGUCUUUUUUUGAGGUGAAAGAGAGAUGACUGAAGGCAAGCAGUAACCUGUUCUGUCAGGAUCACCACAGUUAAUGUAAGUGUUGCUCCCAGGACUUGCAAAGCUGAGGCCCACAGGACCUUCCUCUUGGGCAUUAGGAAAUGCAGCAUUUCAGCAGCAGAAGCAGCUAUGGGAAUUCCAGCGGUGCCUUACCAGGCUGAGUCUCUAGCUCCCUUAGGCGCUUUGACAGGUCCCACUGGACACUUGCCUGGGCUUUUGUCACUGAACACCUUCAGAAUGCACUUCCCCCCCAGAUGCAAACCCGCUGACAGCAGUGGAGCCUCUCGCUGGCACCUGCACCCCUUGGGCCAGGCUGUCCUGGCAGGCCAGGCCAGGAAAGCCUCUGGCCACCGUGCACACCCACAGGAGCUCUGUGUGUCAUUCCCAGGUCAGUCCUGUCCAAGUGGCUUGGUCCGUCUGGACAGCUCUUCCUGUAAGGGGGCCUUACAGCUGGGGGCCUUUUUUAAGCUUUGGAAACUGAAACUAAUUUUUUAAAGGUAUUCUUUCCUUUAAAUCAGUAGACUUUGGCAAUAGGAUUUUUUAUUAUUUUAUUUUUCUUUUCUCCUCCCUCCACAUGUUAGAAACCAGCGUUUUGGGGAGGUGUCCCUGUGUUUUCCAUUCACCUGUCUCUCUCUCUGAGUCUCUGUAAAAGUGAAUCCAUGUCUUGUCUGCACAGUAAGUCUGCUUGUAUGCAUAAUGAGAAGUUGAGCUGGGUUGCUGUUCUGUACAAUUAAUGUUUCCACUGUCAUACCGCAAACAGCACAUAUUACACUCCUGUGCCACUGUAAUCUGCAUCACUGUUGUACUCAAGUCAAUGAAUAAAGUUUGGAGCUUUAUUCUUAA
This is a messenger RNA of Pseudopipra pipra, 8417 nucleotides long. RefSeq names its product actin binding LIM protein 1 (gene ABLIM1). Lineage: Eukaryota; Metazoa; Chordata; Aves; Passeriformes; Pipridae. Gene Ontology annotation, cellular component: stress fiber; actin cytoskeleton. The record is from RefSeq and is a predicted model, not a curated record. Bases 204 to 2591 code for a protein of 795 amino acids. Gene Ontology annotation, biological process: lamellipodium assembly; cilium assembly; cytoskeleton organization. The transcript has 24 exons. Gene Ontology annotation, molecular function: actin filament binding.